This is a messenger RNA of Cooperia oncophora, 954 nucleotides long. The record is from the annotation of a GenBank genome assembly. Lineage: Eukaryota; Metazoa; Nematoda; Chromadorea; Rhabditida; Trichostrongylidae.
CUGUUAAGAAAAUUGAGCAAAUUGAAAUGUUGCUCGUUUGGAAAUGUUCCUCAUUACUUUACAGGUUUACAAGUGGUUCUGAAGUCGAUAUUGUGUGCGAUGGCUCCAUUGCUACAAAUCGGACUGCUUGUGCUGUUCGCUAUUGUGAUUUUUGCCAUUAUCGGUCUGGAGUUUUACUCUGGGGCAUUCCAUUCGGCAUGCUACAAUGAUCGAGGUGAAAUCGAGAAUGUCAGCGAAAAGCCGUCACCAUGCACAAACAAAACCACCACAAUGGGUGUGUACAACUGUGACGUUGAAGGCACGACAUGUCUAAAUAAGUGGAUUGGUCCAAAUUACGGUAUCACAUCAUUUGAUAACAUUGCCUUUGCUAUGAUCACCGUAUUCCAAUGUAUUACUAUGGAAGGAUGGACGACCGUCAUGUAUUAUACAAACGACUCGCUAGGAAGUACGUAUAAUUGGGCGUAUUUCAUUCCACUUAUUGUGCUCGGAUCGUUCUUCAUGUUGAAUCUCGUUCUUGGUGUUCUAUCCGGAGAAUUCGCGAAAGAAAGAGAACGAGUGGAAAAUCGGCGGGAGUUUCUGAAACUUCGUCGACAACAGCAGAUCGAGCGCGAGCUCAAUGGCUACCUCGAGUGGAUCAUGGCAGCUGAAGAAGUGAUUCUCAAAGAAGAUCGAACUACUGAAGAGGAGAAGCAAGCCAUCCUUGACGGUCGUCGAAGAGCAGAGACAAAGAAGAAGAUGAAAGAUGCCUCUAAGCAACAGUCAACUGAAACGGAAGAGGACAUGGAAGAGGAAGAGGAGGAACUCGACGAGGAGUAUCUCGACGAGGGAGGCGAGCCAGGAGAAGAUUUCGGUAGAGGCGCGAGUGCUGUGCAUGACGUUAACGAGUCGCACGCGUUCUGCUCUAUAUCGCACCACGUUUCGCCUCUAAUGUGCAUAGCAAUAAUAGGGGCUUGA